AUGAGCCGUGUCAUCCUCGUCACCGGGGCCAAUCGAGACACGACUGUUAUUGGUACUGCCCGGGACGUCUCCUCCGCGAAUGCGAAAGAUCUCAAUGAGCUGCCAAAGGGCGAAGGCUCUCGCCUGAUCGUCGUGCCGUUAAGCUCCGAUAGCCCACAGGGCGCGAUAGAGGCUGUAUCGGAGAUCCAGACGCAGCACAGUGUUGGGCAUAUUGAUAUUGUCAUUGCUAAUGCGGGCAUUUGCAACCACUACGGACCGGUAGUAGAAAUGACCGAGUCCGACGUGCUGUCUCACUUUGAAGUAAAUACACUGGGACCACUUAGACUGUUCAGAGCUGUUGCGCCCCUGCUGCAGAAAGCCAGUAUUCCCAAGUUCGCUUAUGUCUCUACGCUCCUGGCCAGCAUUCAUGAAAUUGAACAGAUCCCUUCGUUGACCGCCGCGUAUGGGAUGUCGAAGGUGGCUGGAAACUAUCUUAUAAAGAAGAUCGAUGCGGAGAAUCAGUACUUGAUCGCUUUGCCAAUUGAUCCGGGAAUGGUACAGACUGACAUGGGGAGUCGUGCAGCACAAGCCAAUGGGCUAGAGAAGGCUCCGGUGACUGUCCAGGAUACUGUUCUUGGGAUCACCAACCAGAUUGAGGCAGCGACAAAGUCGACCACAUCUGGUCAAUUUGUUAAUUAUAACGGGGAGAGGGCUGGGUUUGUUCACAUACUACAUGGCAUGAUCCUCCUUCUGCCAAUUCCAUGCAGACUACUUCCCCGGUUCCCACUUGUUUGA
Aspergillus niger is the source of this 774-nucleotide messenger RNA. RefSeq lists its product as uncharacterized. The record is from RefSeq and is a predicted model, not a curated record. The transcript has 5 exons. NCBI's taxonomy places the organism in Eukaryota, Fungi, Ascomycota, Eurotiomycetes, Eurotiales, Aspergillaceae. Bases 1 to 774 code for a protein of 257 amino acids.